This is a messenger RNA of Symsagittifera roscoffensis, 2738 nucleotides long. Its product is annotated as muscarinic acetylcholine receptor M1-like. Gene Ontology annotation, biological process: chemical synaptic transmission; G protein-coupled receptor signaling pathway, coupled to cyclic nucleotide second messenger. Lineage: Eukaryota; Metazoa; Xenacoelomorpha; Acoela; Convolutidae. The transcript has 8 exons. Bases 857 to 2635 code for a protein of 592 amino acids. Gene Ontology annotation, cellular component: plasma membrane; dendrite. Gene Ontology annotation, molecular function: neurotransmitter receptor activity; G protein-coupled serotonin receptor activity. The record is from RefSeq and is a predicted model, not a curated record.
UGUUCCCAUCUCCAUAGCUUUUGUACAAUAGGUUUCAAUUUAAAGCAACAAGGCAAGACUAAUUGUCAAGAUUAGUUGGUUCCCCAAGAAUCUUAUUGUGACUGUGUCUUCCAUUCUUUCUUACUGACCGAGAACUUUUUGAUACCAGAAUGAAAUGAAAAGACUCGAGUUUCAGCUUCUUCUUGAGCAAAUUUUAAAGAAGCAAGUAGGGAAUUCAUGAAUUCUUCACUCCUUUGACAUCACAAAAAGAACACUUUGUUUAUUAUUGUCAAUAGAUUUAUUUAAAUUUCUGAGGAAGCGUUCUCGAGUGAAGAAAGUAAGCUUAAUAGUGACCAUUGAGAACCAAUUUUUUUUUAGCCAGCCCUAAAAUAUAAAAAAAAAUUGAUGUUUCAUUGAACUCAGAAAGCGACCGGAAGCUAUUAAUUGUCUCGUUGACAACAAAUUAGUUCCAGCUUAUGACCUUAUACUAACGCUAUCAUGUUUGAACUAACACUGAUUAAAGGCAAUUCAUGGAACCAAAUUUCCGUUCCAGAUUUCCUCUUCAUGCAUAUUUUCAAUUGUUUGCCAAAUUUUAACCCAAUCCAAAAUUUCCAACCCUUUGACAAUGUGUUAUUUCUGUUUUAACUCCCUAAAACAGCCUUUUGGACUAUUAGUGACAAACCUCUAAACAGUUUUCGACAGUUUGCUCAGUUUGACCAGCUAGCUUGGUGUAUUUUUAAUUGCUCCUUAAACCUUACUAGAAAUUUAUGUUUCUGGUAGUUCGAGUUGAAUUUUAGUCCAUGUUUGAGCGUACCUUUUUAAUGUUUGCUAAACCAAACGAAAAGUUUUCGCUUGAUUAAUUCUGAGAAAUCAAAUUAUGACUUCUCCGCGAUCUGUUUACGAAAAUUUACUCCUGCCUCCCGAUUAUCUAGAAGAAAGUUUUGCGACAAAAACUUUGGGUUGUUGGGGUGAAAGUUGCGUCUAUGCAAUAGCCAAUGCGGGAGACACAGAGGACAAAAAAACUAACAGCGCCGGCCUCGAUUAUGAAGUGAAGAUGAACACAUUUGCAGCUGUAGUGAUUGCAAUUCUGGUGGUUGCUUGCAGUAUCUCGACCAUCGUCGGCAACUUGCUAGUCGUGAUAGCAUUCUACACCGAAAAGAAAUUACAGAUCACUCAUAACUACUUCUUGGUGUCGUUGUCUGUUGCGGACGGGUGUGUGGGGCUGGUGAGUGUCAAUCUGUGGCUCAUGCUCUACUUGGGGGAGGGGGUUUGGCCUCUGGGUUGGCCAGCAUGUGUAGUGUGGAUACUGCUGGACUAUGUAUGGUGCACAUCGUCCAUAUACCACGUCUUCAUAAUCAGCAUCGACAGGUGUUGGUCCGUGUCGUUUCCCGCAAGCUACCACAACCGAUCGGGUUCGAAGGCGGUGCUGUGGAUGAUCAUCCCCACCUGGGCUGUGAGUGGGGGCUGGUGGCUUCUAGUCAUAGUCGGACACCCUCUCAUCUACGGGAGAAAUGUGCCCGAGGGAUACUGCUGGGCAAACUAUUCCGGAACCUUGGCGUUGACUUAUGCGUCAACUUCCAUAACCUAUUGGGUUCCAGUGAUUGUUAUAACAGCCCUUUAUGUUCAUAUAUACAAAGUAGCGCAUAAGAUGAAAGCGAAAAAGAACGCCAAAAAACGAGAAGUUCUCGAGAAAGCAGAACCUGCAGUUUCAAGUAAUCGGCUCAAGCCAUUUGCACGUAACCGAAGUCCGUCGUCACCGAAUGUCAUAGUUCAUGCUGAAAUGACUUGUGACGCCGGCCGAAAUCUGAACGACUGUGAACAGAAUAUGGUGGCAGAGAUUCGACGAGGUUCCUUGAGGCCGAGUACUCCCGGCGACGAAACCCAUUUGAGAUGCCCGACAAAAAUGAGCCGAAUAGCUGUUUCGGACGAGCUGUUUAUAAGACACAAGCCGAAUGGCCAGGACUCUGGAAUUGACGUGGAUGUCGGAAACGAUUCAUCGGAAAACAAAAAGUCGAAUCCUCAUUUGAAGUUCACCAAAGUGUUCAUAGAGAAGGACGAGAUCAAAACGACGAAAGAAAUAAGCGACGAGCACGAAGAAAAUGCUGGUCUGAAGAUUAAUUUGAAUACCGGACACGAGAACUGUGGUAGCAAUCCUGCAAUUGUGGUCACCCCAACCGAGGAAGAGGCGGAGGAGGAGGGGGAGAACGGAAACGUAAAAAAAUGCGAGCAAGGAAAUCAACCCAAAUUCAACCUCAUUUCAAGCCUCAUCCCGCGAAGCACAAUUAAGCGAUUCUCAAAUUCAAGCAACACUUCACAGCAGAAACUGAUGAACCACAAGGUCAAUGACCGAAAAGCGAUGAAAACUCUGACCUUUUUAUUGGGGGCGUUCAUAAUUUGUUGGACUCCCUGGAACAUUGCGGAAAUAAUCAAUGGAUUUUGGGGUCCAAAGACAGUCAACUAUCAUGUAUAUCAGUUCACGUGGUUGCUGACUUACAUCAACAGUGGUCUGAACCCUCUCUGCUACGCAUUUGCCAACGCCCUCUUCAAAAACACCUUCAUUCGAAUUCUCUCAUUCGGAAAAAUUAACAGAGAGAUGCAAAAAAAUCGCAAAUUGCACAAACUGAAACCCACAAAGCUACGCACACCUCAUGUGUAAAAAAACAUUUUUUAGAUUGAAAGUUCUAUAAUUUGAUAAAGUGUAUUUGAAAAAAAUCUCAAAUAGCUCUCUAUUCAAUAAAGGUAAUGCACACUUAUUAAAA